AAAAUGGGAAGUAAACCAUCAGGAACCAAAUUUUGCAAACGCUUUGAUACAGAUGUUUCUCCCCGGCCAUGUUCACCUACUAUCUUACUGACCAAUGAAGAAGUUCUUAAGAAAUUUCGAGAAAAAGGGCACGACUGUCUGAAAGGAGAGACUCUUACCGAUGAAAACUUCUAUUUCCUCCAGAUGCUGAAAGCAUUUAAUCCUAAAGACCAAGAAGAAAGUAGAUCUUGAAUUCGAUUUAUUGACUUUAUAGGCUCGAUGAAAGAAUAUAUGAGCAAAUUUAAAGAUGAAUUUUAUCUUAACUAUUCUAGUCUCUUCAUUAUCUUAGUUAGCACUGUAAUUAACAAAUGAUUGGGGUGCUAUUAUAAUGUACUUCCAAAUGAUCCGGCCACUCUGAACAUAAUCAAAAGCUUCAUCAAGCUUCUUGAAAAUAAUUAUGUCGAUCAGCUAGGCAAUAAACUGUUCCCAGACCAAUAUUACCUUAAUAAGCGUAGCCAAGAUGAUGAUGUAUUUACAUUUUUAAUCAAAAGCAAAAACUGAAAGAUUGUUCUCGAGAUCAUCAAAAAGCAUCCUGAGAAAAUGAUAAAACUUUGUAAUUCUGAAUGUAAAUGGUCCCUCCUCCAUAUUUUUGCAAUGAAAGGUAUUAAAUUCAAUGAAGAUGAACAAAUGUGUGUAAAAUGGCUGAUCUUUAACACUGAUGAUCCAAAGCCGAACUGGAUGAAUAAAAACUUCCUUGAGACAGCUAUCACACAGGGUACAACCAAUUUUUCUUUCUUCUGUUUGUGAUAUAAGAAGAAGGCAAUGCUACCAUUGCUGGUGUACAUCAUGAAAAAGACUUCAAUAAGGGAUAACUUGCUUCCUAUCGUUCUGAAGAGCUAUGCAAGUCUUGAUGAAAAAGCACUUGACAUUACAUUACUGAAGGAUAUCAUGAAGCCAAACUUUUAUUCUAUGAUAGAAGAGAAUAAGAGCUUUUUCCAUAAAUAUUCUAUCUAACAGAAAGCUACAAGAUAAUUUUCAUUGAUUUGUUAAGAUUCUGGAUAAAAUCAAUC
Molecule: messenger RNA, 1049 nt
Organism: Moneuplotes crassus
Lineage: Eukaryota; Ciliophora; Spirotrichea; Euplotida; Euplotidae
Source: the annotation of a GenBank genome assembly